AUGUCGAUAUUGUUUAUGCCGAACUUCAAAUAUUCGGAGUUAUGGCUACAGCUCAAUUUGACAGCAUGCGACUACAUGGUACUCGAACAAGCCAAAUUCUGGGCUGCCAGUAUUGGCCAGUGGUUUGUGCAAAAUAUGGCUCAUGCGACAAUCUUUGCAUUGUCUGGAAAAAUUGUGAUGUUCGGCGCCUUACUGCGCUAUUUUACCGAAAUUAGACAGCGGCCAAAAGUUGACUGCUAUGGAUUAUAG
This is a messenger RNA of Gongylonema pulchrum, 249 nucleotides long. NCBI's taxonomy places the organism in Eukaryota, Metazoa, Nematoda, Chromadorea, Rhabditida, Gongylonematidae. The record is from the annotation of a GenBank genome assembly.